Amoebophrya sp. A25 is the source of this 241-nucleotide messenger RNA. Lineage: Eukaryota; Dinophyceae; Syndiniales; Amoebophryaceae. The record is from the annotation of a GenBank genome assembly.
GUAGGAGACGAGGAGGAAGCGACUUCAAGUGCUGGUGCUGGAGAUGAAAAAGCGAUGGUUGCGGCAUCUCAUAUUUUCAUCGGACAUGGUCCACACGAAGAGAGGAACAAGGCUGCUGUGAACAACAAGACUGCGGACGACACGACUGCCGAGAACCUCCAAGAAGAGAGUACUACACUAAAAGAUCAACAUGGAGAAAUGGAUCUCCUUACUAUGACAUCACAGUUGCCACCACUCUCCA